Botrytis deweyae is the source of this 1512-nucleotide messenger RNA. RefSeq lists its product as uncharacterized. Bases 80 to 1006 code for a protein of 308 amino acids. Gene Ontology annotation, cellular component: catalytic step 2 spliceosome. The transcript has 5 exons. Lineage: Eukaryota; Fungi; Ascomycota; Leotiomycetes; Helotiales; Sclerotiniaceae. The record is from RefSeq and is a predicted model, not a curated record.
UGUUUUAAACAAUUACAUUUAAUUUUCUACUUAUCUGGUCGACAUCAUUUCGAAAAGGUCUACUAAUAAAUUCAAGGUGAUGGUAACAAAUAUGACAGACACACCAGCACCCGUGGCAUCUGCAGUUGUCGUUCCUAAACAAGAUGCGCCAAACGUUAAAAGUCCCCGCAGGAAGCGUCGACAAUCAUCCGUGUCCGAAGAUGCUUCUAAACGUCUCCGAAUCUCCACCGAAGACAGCGCCAUCUCUACAUCCACUCUACAUUCCUCUUCACAAGCUUUAGAUUCUACAAAGCUUGAAUCACCUGGAAAGAAUCAACCUCUUGCUGUUUCACCAGAAGCCGCGAGAAAUGGUCGUUCCGAAAGAAGAAGAAGUAGUGUUCAAGAGGAACGCAAGCGCGGCCAAAGAUUAUUUGGAGGCUUGCUGAAUACUCUUAAUCAAAGUACACCAAAUGGACAACAGAAAAGGCGACAAGAGAUUGAAGCACGACAAAAGGAGAGAGCCGCGCAACGAAAAGCUGAAGCAGAAGAUAGGAAGAAACAGAAGGCAGCGAGUCUUCAAGCGGUACGAGUGGUUGAGCAAGUGAAAUUUCAGGAAGAAUCGAUGCGAAUGCGGCAUUCGAACAUGUUAGCUAUGGCCCAGUUUCUUUCUACAGAAACAGAGCCAAAACUGUAUUACAAACCAUGGCAACUAUCACCCAACAAUGAAGCCAGAAUCAAGACCCAAAUCAAAGAAGUAGAGAUGUUGAUUGAAGAAGAAAAGUCCCAGUGGGCGAGUAAACAUCCAGAACAAGAUCCAAAGGCUGAUGGGGAAUCUGAAGUAAAGGUGACGUCUGAUGUGAUGAUGGGUGAGCCUCAUGUGGAGUCUCCAUCUAAUUCUAACAUUGAUACUACUAAUCCAAUCUCUACACUUGUUGCUCAGUCCUCACAGGUCAAGACUGAGAAAGAUAAUUUGGAAGAGCAUAAUGGUGAGGUGGUAGUAGAAGCAGAGGAUACUGUUAUCUACUGAUUGCUCUACAUGAAUGGGUUAAGGAGUUUAGCUUGCCGGAAAAUGCUCAAAUGGUAUUUAGGUGUUGGUAUGGUGUUUUCAGGAGGUCAAUGAUAUCCCACGCCGGCUUGUACUCUAGACCUGGCUAUAUUAAAAUGUUUCUUUUCUCUUCACCGUUACUCGCAAUCAACUGAUUUAAGAGACUAUAUAAGUACCGGCCGCCAAGCCUACGAAACUCAAUACCUAGGCACAAGAUGAUAUUUGUAAGUAUCGGCCGCCCAACCUGCACAAGAUGAUAUUCGGAGACACCGGAUGUGGGACCAAAGUGGAAUGCGACGCCAUGAACAAAUGGUUUGUCUCUCCGUAAUCAAUCCUCGGAGUACGGAGUACACGACACAUUGCCAUGAUGUGUUAUUGCGUUGCAGCAACGACUAAUCAGUCGUUUGUUACCCAAUUUUUAUCGAUUUGAACCGAGGCACGGCUGUUGGUGGGGCAGCCUUGUUGUUUAAAUGGCCGACGUUUCCCAC